Molecule: messenger RNA, 1185 nt
Organism: Miscanthus lutarioriparius
Lineage: Eukaryota; Viridiplantae; Streptophyta; Magnoliopsida; Poales; Poaceae
Source: the annotation of a GenBank genome assembly
AUGAGGGGUUUCCAGCUGCUACUCAUACUGGCAUUGCUUGCCGGAGAGUUGCACUGCGCAAGAACAGCAGCACCACCAGCAGAUGCACCGGAGACUGCACCAGAGUCUCCCGAACCACCACCAGCAGAUCAGCAAACGCCACCGCAGGCGCCUGGGCCAACACCUCCUCUUCCUCCUCCUCCUCCUCCACCUCCACCUCCACGACGGCGGGGAUCACCACAUCGACGACCACCGGCACCACCAAAGCAGGAUCCAGGACCACCGGCAGCACCAAACCAGGAUCCAGCACCACCGGAUCAGGAGGAUCCGGCACCGCCAAGGUUGGUUGUGCCACCACAGGACCCUGCUGGGGUGGCAGCGCCGGCACCACCUGGAAUGAUCAACCGCACCACGGGCUGUACUACACUCCUUGUACUUGGAGACUCAACCGUGGACCCUGGAAACAACAACCAUCUGCCAACCACAGCCAGGGCAAAUUUCUUGCCCUACGGCUUGAACUUCUACGGACGCAGGCCGACUGGCCGAUUCACCAAUGGCCGGUUAGCCACCGAUAUGUUAGCUGAGAAACUAGGCAUAUCGAGGAUUAUUCCAGGUUUCUUUGACCCGAAUCUGAGGUUGGCCCAGCUCAGGAGGGGUGUGAGCUUUGCAUCAGGCGGCUCCGGAUAUGACGACAGCACUGCCAACAGAAUAAAUGUGAUGUCAUUCUCUGCACAACUGCGCAACCUUUUCCGUUACAAGCUACUCAUCCGAACACUGCUUGGACCAAGAAGAGCAGAGAGACUUGUUAACAGGGCUGCCUUUGUGAUAAGCUCUGGUACAGAUGAUUUGCUUUCAGUCUAUCUUGCAACAAAUCGGUCAAAUGCAAUUAGUAUGGAACUGUAUGAGAAUCACCUGAUAGCACACGUCGCUAAUUAUACCCAGCCCAUACCAUAUGUCUCAGGCCAUGAUAAUGCUUGGAGGAAGGAGAUUUAUUUUUGUCGGACUGCCCCCGAUGGGUUGCUUGCCAAUUUCCCGAACUUUGGUGGGCACAGGAUCAGACAGAUGCGACGAGACAUUGAAUCAGCUCGCAACUUCAUUCAACUCAAAGCUGAUUCAACUGUUGAAUUUCAUAAAUUUUCAGCACCAGAUAAGAACUUCAUACAUAGACACCUAUACUACUAUACAUUCCGCGACGGUGGAUCCUAA